This is a messenger RNA of Thermothielavioides terrestris NRRL 8126, 1045 nucleotides long. RefSeq lists its product as uncharacterized. The coding region runs from base 176 to 748 and encodes 190 amino acids. Gene Ontology annotation, cellular component: NatB complex. Gene Ontology annotation, molecular function: protein-N-terminal amino-acid acetyltransferase activity. The transcript has 3 exons. The record is from RefSeq and is a predicted model, not a curated record. Gene Ontology annotation, biological process: N-terminal peptidyl-methionine acetylation. Lineage: Eukaryota; Fungi; Ascomycota; Sordariomycetes; Sordariales; Chaetomiaceae.
CAAACCCCUAGUACCAUACUCAUACAGUAAAGUUAAGGGGCUCUCAGGAACUGCUUGAUCAAGCAAGGAGACAAAUACGGAUAUCGAUACCUAUCGCUCCACAACCUAUCCGGCUGACGACUCGUUCCUUCACCGUGGGCUUCGACAACCCAAGGCCGCCGGGCCAGCCAGUACAAUGGCCAACUUCCGCAGGUUCCGGCCCGACGACCUGCACAAGCUCUCGAAAUGCAAUUUAGAUCCGUUCACCGAGACAUAUGAGCUGGGGUUCUACCUGCAGUACUACGCGAAGUGGCCAUCACUGUUCCAGGUCGCCGAGGACCAGCAUGGCAACAUCAUUGGAUACAUCAUGGGCAAGCUCGAGUCCUCGCCCGACGUGUACCGCUUCUCGGAGCACUACCUGCCGUGGCACGCCCACAUCACCGCCGUCACGGUGGCCCCCGAGGCCCGCCGCCUCGGCAUCGGCAGGCUGCUGACGGAGCAGCUCGAGGUCGCCGCCGACGCGAACAAUGCCUGGUUCGUCGACCUGUUCGUGCGCGUCAGCAACCACAAGGCCAUCGCCUUCUACAAGAGCAUGGGGUACAGCGUCUUCCGGGUCGUGAAGGACUACUACGGCGACCAUUCGAGCGAUCCGACGCUGUCGAGCGAGGACGCGUACGACAUGCGCAAGCCCAUGAAGAGGGACGUCAACAGGGAGCAUGUCAGGGAGGACGGUGAGAAGUACGAGGUCGAUCCCUCUGACGUGUGGUAGAGGCUUGCGAAGGAUGUGUGCUUGAGACGACGGAUCUGGGCGUCAUCCGUAUCACGAUACGGCUUCGCCUAUGAGGCCCGACGCGUCGCCCUAAACCUGGGUUCUUCGUACCGAGGAGGUGCUCGACACUCUGGCUACUUCUGGCCGGCGACGAUGCCUUAGUGACGCUUGUCUACAGGCCACAGAGCCCCGUGGUGCCUCCUCGGGCGCACCUAGGCAGGACUCGGUACUCCUCAACUCGCAUUCGCAGCACCCGGAGCAGUUCCACUCGGCAACGGCUAAACUCUUGUGCCCAGC